UUAACCACGCUUUAACCAGUCGCGUCGUUCCAUGGCUUGGUUUAUGUCCUCGCGUCACGCACGACAGUGUGUUGCUGCACAACACACACAAACACGCGGUAAGACAUUUACACGACAUUUACAAGCGCGUUGUCGCGAGGGUUCGGUGUCGCCCGAUGCUGAUGCUGCAGGAGUGAAGGUAGGGAUGCUGCGGCUCGCGUGGCCUCCGGAGUGCGUCGGCGCCACCAUGGGCUGCGCCCUCCAGACACGCUGAUAAGGCGGACCAGGGUUUGUGGUCACCUGUCGGGCCUUUAAGCAUCCACCCCUACUCGUGCAUGCAGUACUUCCAGGAUGGGGACUAGUUUCUCCAAUCUGGCAGCCUUCCAGUCCCUGCACAUUGUCAUGCUCGGCUUGGACUCUGCGGGCAAAACCACGGUGCUCUACCGGCUCAGAUUCAACGAGUUCGUCAACACCGUGCCCACCAUCGGCUUCAACACGGAGAGGAUCCGGCUGGGCGGUGCGGGGACCUCCAGGGGCAUCAGCUGCCACUUCUGGGACGUCGGAGGUCAGGAGAAGCUGCGUCCCCUGUGGAAACCCUACAGCCGCUGCACAGACGGCAUCGUUUACGUGGUGGACUCGGUGGACGCCGAGAGGCUGGAGGAGGCCCGUACCGAGCUGCACAAGAUCACCCGCUUCUCCGAGAACCAGGGCACCCCGCUGCUGGUCAUCGCCAACAAGCAGGACCUGCCGCGGGCCCUGAACGUCGCGGAGAUCGAGCGGCAGCUGGCCCUGGCCGAGCUGAGUCCGUCCACGCCGUACCACGUCCAGCCCGCCUGCGCCAUCAUCGGGGAAGGUCUGCACGAAGGCAUGGACAAGCUUCACGAGAUGAUUGUGAAGAGGAGGAAGUCACUCAAGCAGAAGAAAAAGAGGCAAUGAUGGAUGCUGUAUGACAUAGCAGCACGUGACUCAAGAAGGCUCCGUUUAUUGCUGAUGCUGCAGAAACUCCCCUUUUAGGUGAAAUAUAGGCUAAGCAGUGUAGGGGAAUAUAAACCACUUCUUCAAGGGGGAACUGCCAUAGAUGAACACUGGAUGUUCAUGCAACAUCUCAUCAAGUGCCAUACCUUCAAACAAGGAGCCAUGCACUCCAUCGCAUCAUGUCGGAGGCCACAAUGCAGGCCUGCGUUGGAGAUAUGACUUGUGACGCCCGCGUCUGUUCUUGCAGCAAGCUAUGUGAUGUUAGCCCUGGGGUGCCCAAACUACGACCCGGGGUCCAUUUGUGGCAUGUGGCUGUUUUUGAUUAUUGGCCCACGGCGCUUUCUAAAAAGUUAGUUCAACAAGAAAACUAAAAAGAAAAUCAACAACAGCAAAACUGAAGAAAUCAGCAGCAAUUUUACACAAAUAAAGUCAAAAUGUUAGGAGAAAAAAGUUGUCAUUUUAUGAGAAUAACGUAAUAUUAUGAGGGAAAUAACAUCAUUAUAGUGGCAUAAAAUUGAAAUAUUAAAUAAAAAAGGCAGGAUUUUAAAGUUGCAAUAUUAUGAGAAACAAAACAAUAAAUAAAGUAGAUUUUUUGGGGGGGAAAUUAGGUUGCAAAAAAGUUAUAAUGUUACAAAAAAAUCAAAAUAUUAUGGCAAUAUUAAGAGAAGAAAAUUUAUAAGAAAGUUGAAAUAAAAAUUUAAAAAAACAGCAGCGAAACGGAAAAAAACAGCUGUAAUUUUAUGACAAUAGCGUAUUGUAGCGUGAAAAAGUGACAAUUAUACGAGAAUAAACUUGUAAUAUUAUGAGGAAAAAGUUGAAAUAUUAAAAAAAAACAUUUUAAGUCGUAAUAUUAUGAGAAACAAACAAAACUAAAUAAAGCUGUCAUUUUUGAAAAAUUAGCUUGGGGAAAAUGUUAUAAUAUUAUGCGUCUGUGUAGGCUCUCAGUCGUACAGGAGUUGUCCAUCGAGGAAAAGGCUUCUUGAGACGUCAUCUGUACUUCUGUGUGUUCUACACAGAAGUACAGAUGACGUCUCAAGAAGCCUUUUCCUCGUUAUAAUAUUAUGGGAAUAAAGUUGUAAUAUCACACAAACCAAAUUUACGAAUACUAUUUGUGAAAAAAGUUGAAAUAUUUGGAACGUUUAAAAAAAAAACAGCAAAAAUGGGGGGGGGGGGGGAUUCAAAGAGUGAAGUUGAUACUAACAAUACGCUUUUUUUGCAGCAGACCUCAGAUGCAGUUUUGUCUUGAAAUAUAUUUAACUUCUUAGCACAUCUACAUGUGUGUUGCUUUACAAAAUAUCAAAGUGGCAAAGUUGCAUCAUUUUUUCAAUAUGUGGCCCUCGCUGGAAAAAGUUUGGACACCCCUGUGUUGUCUUUCUUCCAAAUAUAACCAACAAGUAGCAGAAGAUGCCGCAUGCAAGCUUAAAGACGCACGUACGGAUGAUCAUGUGCCAAAUAACUGUCAACACACUGUUUCUGUUAGAAAUGUUGCCCAAUAUAUUCCUUAAAAUGAGGAGUAUUCCGCCAUUCAUGUUGACCUCCUUCAUUUCAUAUGUUUGAACUUCAUAUUCUGCCUACUAUUCGGGCUCGACGAGCAGUUAUUGUGCUUAGAAACAAAGCGACUUUAGUCUGUGCUUGGAGCUGAAUGCCUCCUGCCCAUGCAGCAAAGCAACUAUAGCAUCUGCACUCGUCUUUCCUACACAUUUGAAUCAGGGGGAAUUGCAGCAUGUCGUACUUUGAACCACCACCAGAGGGCGUACGGAAAGGUGGAUGUGUCCUCACUGGACGUCACACCGCAGCAACGCCUGGAGACAGCAAAACAAAAUGUUUAGGCGUGAGAUGGAAAAGAAAAAGAUGCAUUAAAGUUGUAUUUUGGGGAUUAAAUGCUUUGUGUGUCGUUUGUUGUGGACAGAAAGGCGUGUGUUACAGCAUAUUUUGUGGGGAAAUGUGUAAAUUCCCCUAAAAAUUACACUCAAGGAUCUCCCAAACUUACAAUUUAUUCUUGCAGGAAGGAGCACUCGUGUACAGAUUACAAGAGUCCCACCGUGUGACGUCUCGACGCGUGGUUAAACAUUUGCAAACUCGCAGACUUCCUGUCCCUUCAAGCUCAGGGCAACAGCAAUGGUGUCCAAAGUGUUGUACAGCCGCAGCUCAUUCGUUGUAUGUAUUUUUUUAUCAAGUACAGUAUAACAUUAAAAAGACCCUGCAUCACAACAUUACCAACAAUUAUUAUUAUUAAUAAUAAUAAUAAUAAUAAUAAAACGUUCAAAUGUUCACAAAAUCACAUUUAGCCUACCAGGAAUUAUUUGAAAUACAAUCGUGUGUUACUUUAAAAAAGCAAUCUAUCAUCUAC
Dunckerocampus dactyliophorus (ringed pipefish) is the source of this 3304-nucleotide messenger RNA. It is a transcript of the gene arl4ca, whose product is annotated as ADP-ribosylation factor-like 4Ca. NCBI's taxonomy places the organism in Eukaryota, Metazoa, Chordata, Actinopteri, Syngnathiformes, Syngnathidae. Bases 331 to 915 code for a protein of 194 amino acids. Gene Ontology annotation, biological process: endocytic recycling; intracellular protein transport. The record is from RefSeq and is a predicted model, not a curated record. Gene Ontology annotation, molecular function: GTPase activity; GTP binding. Gene Ontology annotation, cellular component: cytoplasm. The transcript has a single exon.